CUUAGUGCACAAACAGUUUAUUUAGGAGGAGGUGCCGGCCCUGACGCAGUCAAAUCCAGGCAGCCCACUAACAACUUUCCUACACUUCACAGAGAGAGAGAGGGAGAGAUAGAAAAAGGGAGAGAGUGAGACAGAGAGAAAAAGAGAUACAGUAGGUAGUCAGAUAUAAGGGGGGAAAGAGAGAAAGACACAGGGUACAGAAAGAGUGGGAGAGAGAGAGAGAGAGUGAGGGAAAAGAGAGAGACAGAAAGAAAGGAAUGAGUUUCUGUGAUACUCAUCCCCUGCCGUUGCUGAGUUGAGGAGCCCACUGACUCUGCCAGCUGUCCCACAGGACCAGACCAUCCCCUCAGACCUCUCCUCCUCCUCCUCCUCCUUCAGCUCCAGUCCUUCCUCUCGGGAGCUGUUGGGAUCAUCAUGUCUGCGUCUCCUGCCAACCUCCAGCACAAGCGCCUGUCCUCAGCGGAAAUGGAGCAUGCUCAGAGGGUAUCUGAGAUGGACGCGUCCCGGGAGAUGAAGCUGAGAGAGAGGCAGCGCUUCUUCUUUGAGGAGGUCUUUCAGCACGAUGUGGACGUUUACCUGUCCAACUCACACCUGCAGAUAGACUACAAGAGACCCCCGAUCGGCAGCAUCUCGUCCAUGGAGGUGAACGUGGACAUGCUGGAGCAGCUGGAGCUCCUGGACCUCUCCGACCAGGACGCCCUGGACGUGUUCUUCAGUGCUGCAGGAGACGAUGGAGGGCUGGCCUCUCCUCUGCCUGGCCAAGAGGACGACGAGCCAGGCGAGGAUGGAAUCACUCUGCAUGUGCCCAACAGCUCUUCAAUCAAGUCCCGGAUGUCCUCCACAUCCUCUGCCGCCUCUUACGACAGCCAGGGGACCAAUGGGGAAGGGCCAGAAACCCCCACCAUCCAAUCAGAAGAUGAGGAUGGUCACAGUGACGACCUGUUGCUGACACCCACAGGCAUGGAUGAGAAGAAUGCCCCACCCCUUUUCUCUCCCUGAACAUUCUGUUUGGACAGAAUGAAGAAAAGCCUAGUUUAAUUGGCGAAAGACUAUACCUGAAGUGGGCAGAAUGUUCUAGACCACUCCAAAAACUGCCAAAGACUUUCAUAGACAAGCUCAAAAGACAUUGGUACACCUUCAUUCACCAACUUUACCAGUUUGACUUUCUGCACUCAAUAAUAACUUUUGAUCAUUGGCUAUCAUUAACUAAAUAACUAUGCGACUGCAUGUUUGAGUCAGUGCUUUGGUUUUCUCUUUUUGUCAUCUAUCGUAAAGGUCUAUUGAAAUAUGUAAUUUUCAUAGCACCUCCCCAUGCCAUGUACUGUACCUACUCAGAAGCUGUAAAUAUCAGAGAUCUGUUGGUGAAAGCAUGCUUCACUGACAGGUGAAAGUACAAAAAUCGCCUUUGUUUCUGCUUAACCAACAAAAAAUAAACAUUUGUAGAUUGUAGAUAUUUUGGA
This is a messenger RNA of Alosa alosa (allis shad), 1460 nucleotides long. Its product is annotated as dysbindin. Lineage: Eukaryota; Metazoa; Chordata; Actinopteri; Clupeiformes; Clupeidae. The transcript is spliced from 4 exons. Gene Ontology annotation, biological process: negative regulation of protein kinase activity. Gene Ontology annotation, cellular component: cytoplasm. The record is from RefSeq and is a predicted model, not a curated record. Bases 415 to 999 code for a protein of 194 amino acids.